AUGACACCAGUGUCUUCACGCAGUGUUACGUUUGAUAGACGAGCCUCCUUCGCACGCGCGGUGCGGUCUAUAGCCCAGGGGACGCGCAUCGAGUCGGCUCUGACCCUACGCUGGCAGGCGUCGGCGCUUGACUGCCUUCAGGAGGCCGCCGAGGCCUUACUUGUAGACCUCUUCUCGUACGCGGCGUUGGCGGCUGCCCACGCGAAACGCGUCACCAUGAAGCCUGUGGAUCUGCAUCUUGUCUGCAGGUUCAUCCAUUUCCUUCAGUAA
This is a messenger RNA of Mesocestoides corti, 270 nucleotides long. Lineage: Eukaryota; Metazoa; Platyhelminthes; Cestoda; Cyclophyllidea; Mesocestoididae. The record is from the annotation of a GenBank genome assembly.